GGCGGCUCUAGGCGAGCGCGGGUCCCCGCGUGCGCACACGCACACGCCGCCGCGCAGGGACCGCGGACAACGGCCGCCGGCGGACACACGGACGCGGAGACCGGGGCUUGGCGCGCGCUCCUCGGCGCACACGCUCCCCAUCCCCGGGCGGCUCGGGGCGCGGACUCCCUCUGUGCGCCCUUCCCGCGGAGUCUGCCCCGGGCCGACCCGCAGCCCGCAGCCCCGCGGCGAGGCCCGGCUGUGAGCAGCCCAUAGACACCGUGGGGCUGACCAGCGGCUGCUCUGAGUGGGAGGCGAGCUGUGCUGGCCUGAGUCUCCUUCGGGAUUGAGAAACGUCAUGGCCAGCAUCUUGCAGGCCUCCCUGGCUGCUUUCCUCCUGUUGCCUAUGGCCACCGCCAUGCACUCUGACUGCAUCUUCAAGAAGGAGCAAGCUAUGUGCCUGGAGAAGAUCCAGAGGGCCAAUGACCUGAUGGGCUUGAACGACUCCUCCCCAGGCUGCCCUGGGAUGUGGGACAACCUCACGUGUUGGAAGCCUGCCCGCGUGGGUGAGAUGGUCCUGGUCAGCUGCCCUGAACUCUUCCGAAUCUUCAACCCAGACCAAGUGUGGAAGCUAGAAACCAUUGGAGAGUUUGAUUUCCCUGACAGUAACUCCUUGGAUCUCUCAGACAUGAAGGUGGUGAGCCGGAACUGCACUGAGGAUGGGUGGUCAGAGCCAUUCCCUCAUUACGUGGAUGCUUGUGGGUUUGAUGACUAUGAUGAGUACGAGCCCGGGGACCAGGAUUACUACUACCUGUCAGUCAAGGCCCUGUACACAGUGGGCUACAGCACAUCCCUUGUCACCCUUACCACUGCCAUGGUCAUCCUGUGUCGUUUCCGGAAGCUACAUUGCACCCGCAAUUUCAUCCACAUGAACCUGUUCGUGUCCUUCAUGCUGAGGGCCAUCUCCGUCUUCAUCAAAGACUGGAUCCUCUACGCGGAGCAGGACAGCAACCACUGCUUCGUCUCCACCGUGGAAUGCAAGGCCAUCAUGGUUUUCUUCCACUACUGUGUCGUGUCGAACUACUUCUGGCUGUUCAUCGAGGGUCUGUACCUCUUCACCCUGUUAGUGGAGACCUUCUUUCCUGAGAGGAGAUACUUCUACUGGUACACCAUUAUAGGCUGGGGGACCCCAACUGUGUGCGUGUCUGUGUGGGCUAUGCUGAGGCUGUACUUUGAUGACACAGGCUGCUGGGAUAUGAAUGACAACACAGCUCUGUGGUGGGUGAUCAAAGGCCCUGUGGUUGGCUCCAUAAUGGUUAACUUUGUACUCUUCAUCGGCAUCAUCGUUAUCCUUGUGCAGAAACUUCAGUCUCCAGACAUGGGAGGCAAUGAGUCCAGCAUCUACUUCAGCUGCGUGCAGAAAUGCUACUGCAAGCCACAGCGGGCUCAGCAGCACUCCUGCAAGAUGUCAGAACUGUCCACCAUAACUCUACGGCUAGCCCGGUCCACCCUGCUGCUCAUUCCGCUUUUUGGAAUCCACUACACGGUUUUCGCCUUCUCCCCGGAGAAUGUCAGCAAGAGGGAGAGACUUGUGUUUGAGCUGGGGCUGGGCUCCUUCCAGGGCUUUGUGGUGGCUGUUCUCUACUGUUUUCUGAACGGGGAGGUGCAGGCGGAGAUCAAGCGUAAAUGGCGGAGCUGGAAGGUGAACCGCUACUUUGCUGUGGACUUCAAGCACCGGCACCCGUCCCUGGCCAGCAGCGGGGUGAACGGGGGCACCCAGCUCUCCAUCCUGAGCAAGAGCAGCUCCCAGAUCCGCAUGUCCGGCCUCCCGGCUGACAACCUGGCCACCUGAGCCCACCCUCCCCUCCUCCUCUCCUCCGUACACAGGCUGGGGCUGCUGGCAGGCGCCGGCCCACGCAUGUUGUGCUUCUUUUCUCACUUCGGGCAGGCCCUGGGCUGGAGGCCAGGCUCCCCGAGGUGGGAGAAGGAUGCAGGGCGCACUCGGGAAUCACCCCUCCCCGUUUGGCGCUGGCCCCACCCACCGUGGGCCCCUGGGCCCUGAUCGCAGACCUGUAAAUACUCCACCAAUCUUGAAAAAUUGUCUCAUCCCUACCCCUUGACCCCACUGUCCUUGCUCACCUCAAGCAAGUCCCCAGCUUCACCCUACCCUGUUUCCACCAUCCUUAGUGAUUUCCUUGACCCUGCGAAUGAGGCCUUGUGAGCUGAGGCUGACGACCUUGCUUUGGGGGGUUGGGGUGGGGCCUGCCCGACAGCCCCCACAGUGUCUGACUUCCAGUGUGGACUCCUUGAGUCUGCUUGCCACCUGAGGCCCUUCUCAGGCCUGGCCCCAUCCCUGAUGCCUGCCAGAGGUCGGGCUUAGAUGCCCAGAGCAUCCUUUAGUGGAGGCGAGACCUGAGCCGAGACUCCCUCGUCUUCCGCACCCAGCAUCUCGGUGUCCAGGUGCCCAGCUCUUGGGUAUCAGGGCAGUGGACAGCUGCAGGGCUCUUCCAAUCAGAGACUUCAUUUUGGGUGUGGGGCUAAGGGUCCCGGAACGUUCUGGUGCUCUUCAUUUGGUAGAAGAAAAGUUGCCAAGAUCCAGAACUGUGGAUGUGAUUGGAAAGGAGAUGGAAAGAGUUUGGGGGCCCGUGGAAGAAGACCUUCACUGGCUCCAUUAUUUUACUCCCGACUCAAGGUGGGCGGGGGUUCUCUGGUAGCCUCCCUUCUACCCUUCCAUCCCCAGGCAUCAGCUGCGGGAGAUGAGAGACACAUGCCUCAGAGAGAUUGCUCCCCACACAUACCUACCACAAGGAACCCCUAAGCCCUCCCCCUCCUCAUUCCUUCUUAAGUCAAAGCCAUGAAUAGGACAAACCAGCCGCCUUCCUGUGAUGUCAGUGAAUCCCGAAGCACCUUACCUCCUUGUGCCCGAGUCAGGGCCCUCAGAACUCCCCUUCCCCCCACCUUCAUGGACAAUGAGGAGCCCCAGCCACCAGCUCCUUGGGCUUGGGCUCAGCUACUGAACUAUCUCUGAGACCUUUGCGAAGACUUCCCUCUGUGUAUUUUUGGCAUUGAAUCGCCACAGAUGCUCGAGUGGCAUAGGGCGUUGGGAGGGGAACCACACCCACCAUGCCUGUUAGAAGAAGCCGCAGAUGGAAGGCAUGGCAGCUCCCCAGCUCCCGUUGUGGUUCUCCAGUCACAAGUUGAUUGGCCACAGCCUAAAAAUUCAAAAUGGGGCAGAACCAGGUUGGGGGAAGGUGUAAGAAAGUGCUAGAGUGCCGUGGCCCAUGUGGGGGGCCCAUUUCAUUCCAUGUCAACUUUUGGUGUCGUUCCUGUCCAAGUGUGUUUGUAGACUUGUUUCGUGAUCAUGUUCUGGAAUGCUUGGGGAACUUGGGUGGAGAGGGAAUGCUGCUUAGCUUGGUUUUAUAAAGAGGACAGGGCCUAGGGGAUUUGGGGGUCCGUGUUUGGAGAGAGCCUCGAGAUGACUGGAGAAGGACUUAGUGGCAUGGUUUAGAGAAGAGCCCUGUGUCUUCGGCCAGUGAAGCACUGUGGACCCCUGGGUCUUUAGCAAACCUAGAAUCUGCCCCAGUUGGGCUCAUACUGCUGAGACUGUGAACGCAGGGCUCCCUGUUGCUCCAUUGAGCCUCAAUGGAGCCUCAGUUGCUCCAUUUGUGAGAUGCAAUGACUUCGAAAGCUUCUCCAAGCUCUGCACUUCAGUAAUUCUCCCGUUCAAAACUAAGCAGGUAAAAGGGCAUGCAUCAUUGCUAUGCGUAUCAUCUGAGGUUUUGAAGUGUACGUGUUUGUGUAUACGGGGAGGGAGGGAAGAAUGCCAUUUUUUCUCCCUUUCUUAGAAAGGAAACAUCUGUCUCUUCCAUUGGGACACCACAGUGGAAGCUGGUGGGCUGGAGGGAGGAAUCACGCCAGGGACAAUUGGACAGGGGCCUCGGGCGUGAUGUGCAGAUCCAGCCAUGUCCCUUGCCCGGGCAGGUUGCCACAGCUGCUUGGGCAGUAGCCACCUCCAGAUCCUAGGAGCAGUGCCCUGAGUGGACCUCAUUUCUUCGUCCCUGUCCCCACCAGCAGCUCUGCUUCACUGUGGAAAAAGAGACUUUGAUUUUAUGUAUAUAUAUAUCAUCCCAAAACAGCAAAACCAUCAGGAGCCCUGAAUCCCAUGUGCCGUGCUGCCGCCUGAGCCCUGGGUUGCAUCCUUGUAGAGGUUCCAGGUUCCUUUUGGUUUGUUGGUGGUUUUUCUGUCUGAACGAAUUAUUGCCCGUCUUGUGAACAGAUGUACCCAAUGUAUUUUGAAUGCUCCAGAAGGUUAGGCAGCUGGCCUGCAGGGUCAUAGGCAGUGGGGGGAUAGAAUAAGGUCUGGACAAAACCCUGCCCUCUCUGAGUCUUUGUUUUCAAAUCUGUAAAAUGGGCAGUAGGACUAGCUGACUAGCUGUUUUGUAUAGCCCAUUGCAUCCCUGGAAUUCUCUGUCUAAAUACCAGCCAUCUACUUACUGGGAAUGGGCCCAGGCAAAGAUUGUAUUUGCCUGCCUGGGAAAGGGUAAGAAGUGGUGGUGAGCGGGGAGGGGUUUGAGGGCUUUGGUUAGGCUGGAGAGGAGCGGAGUUAUCCAACUCCAUAACUCUAGAAGGUCAUUACCAAGAGGGUUUUUUUUUUUCCUGGUUUUAUGCAAUCCUAAAGGGCAACAGUCACCCAGGGGAGGCUGAGUUCUUCUUGGAAUGAAGAGAUUUUUCAACAACUUUUAUGAAUAUUCUGCUAUGGGACAGGCCAUGUUUGGAGAGGGUCUCCAACCCUGGGGGAAAUGGGAUUCCAAGUUAGGGAUGCUGAGACUGUCAAGGAACAUGUGAGAGGGCAGAGUGUGUGAUUCGGGGGUUGGGAGGGUUCAGUAGCUUCUUGGUGGUCCCCAGCACUGGGGUCUUCUUAACCCCCUACAAUACCCGAAGCCAAGCCACAUUUUCUCUCUCAGUGGGUGGCUCCGUGACCCUCCUUGACCCAUCCAGUGGUCUGCAGUGAUUCCUUUUCUUACCUUCACCCCUCCCCAAACCAGCUUCUUCAGAGAACAGGGCCAGGGAGCUGGAGCUGGGCCCAAGGCUUGAAAUACACGUCAUCACCCACCAAGUGUGCUGACUCACCUCCUCCAUCUGACCCUUUCCCUUCCUGGAAGGAAAGCUGGAAGAGGCUUUCUUUGUGAUUCUGUGAGUACCCUUGACCCCCUCAAGGCCACUCCAAAGUGAAAGUAGUGAGUGCUUUGUCAUCAUAAAUUCGUCCUUGAGCCCAGUGACCAUGGAAGCCUGCCAGAAGAGUUCUGAGCAGGGAGUGGGGAACCUGGGCUUCUCCCAGCUUUGCCAGCGACUGCUGUUUGGCCUUGACCCCUUCCCCAUGUAUCUUUAGGGAGACUCACAAAGCACUAGAGGUGGGAAGAAAAACUGAUGUGCAGGUCAAACGUCCCCAUUGGACUGAUGAGAAAUCACUUACCGGCAGGCUUAGCAUGGUGCCUGUACUGUGUUGGGAUCUAAUACGCUUUAUGAGCCUGAAUGAGGCAAUAGGCCCACCAGUGUGGGCCCAACCCUGCCCGUGAGCCAGAAUAAAGCAUCCAUACAGAAAACAUUCAGUCUUGUGCAAGCAAGGGGCUCUGGCUACAGAAGUUGUUAGGACUCCAAAUUGCAGGAAGAGCAAUGGAGUCAGUGUGGCUUGGGGAGAACUGUGUUCUAGCCUGGGGUUCUCUACCUGCUCUGUCCUCCAAGGCUCAGCCUCUUUGAGCCAUUGCUUCCUAAUCUGAGAAAUGGGAGGACAUGAUUUGCAGUCUGCUCCCCAGCCCAGGGAUGAGGUUGAAGUGAGACAUCCUUGUGUGUAGAGGGCUUUGGAAACUACACAGGUAUGGGCUGGUUACUGGGGCAAAGAUCCCUGAAAGGGACCCCAUGCUGUUUGUCAACUGCUUUGAGCCAUUCUGGGUUAGCCUUGGCCCCAUUUGUAAAACCACCAGCACUGGGGGCAAGGGGGAGGCCGGUUGGCUGUGAUGGACACAGAACUCCAGACUUAUCUCUGUCAACUGAUUCAAUUGCUCUUGGGGUUAGAAUGGGGAGAAUUUCAUGUGGGUGGUGAUUUCCUUGUCACCUCCGUGGGAAUCCUUCAAGGAUCUGGGGCGUUCCUUAAGUGGGCUAUGUGCUCCUUUCUUCUUUCCCUUAAUGUGAGGUCCUGGGAUGUGUCUGUGUUUGGCCAUUUGUGUCUUGUCUCGUGUCCGUGUUCUGUGGUUUGCCCUUGCGAGGGCUGAAGUGGGGCAGUCCCCAGCAUCCCAGACGUGGCUCCAGGCUCACUUGUGGAACCAGGCGCCUCUGUGUUUCAUCUCCCACAAUAAAGAUAAGCCCCGAGGACCUCACUGCUACCGCUGCCGCCAUUAACGCUGUGCUCACAACCUUGUCUGGGAUUUUAAGGAUGUCAACCUGCUGUAGAUGACUCAAUAAAUGUCUUAUCAUUUUUC
Molecule: messenger RNA, 6455 nt
Organism: Ailuropoda melanoleuca (giant panda)
Lineage: Eukaryota; Metazoa; Chordata; Mammalia; Carnivora; Ursidae
Gene: ADCYAP1R1
Product: ADCYAP receptor type I
Exons: 17
Coding region: 338-1831 (497 amino acids)
Biological process (GO): cell surface receptor signaling pathway; adenylate cyclase-modulating G protein-coupled receptor signaling pathway
Cellular component (GO): plasma membrane
Molecular function (GO): vasoactive intestinal polypeptide receptor activity; peptide hormone binding; G protein-coupled peptide receptor activity
Source: RefSeq, a predicted model, not a curated record